Molecule: messenger RNA, 1506 nt
Organism: Zygotorulaspora mrakii
Lineage: Eukaryota; Fungi; Ascomycota; Saccharomycetes; Saccharomycetales; Saccharomycetaceae
Gene: FMS1
Product: polyamine oxidase
Exons: 1
Coding region: 1-1506 (501 amino acids)
Molecular function (GO): oxidoreductase activity
Source: RefSeq, a predicted model, not a curated record
AUGGGAGUGCAGGAAAAAAGCGUUGUAAUAAUUGGUGCUGGUAUAUCAGGACUGAAGGCAGCAGCACAGCUUUAUGGAGGCGGCGUAAAAGAGUGUGUUCUGUUAGAGGCCAGAAAUAGGAUUGGUGGUAGGCUUAAUACAGUUUCGGGGUAUAAAGGUCGCAAGUAUGAUAUGGGAGCUAGCUGGCACCAUGAUACGAUAGUCAAUAAACUGUUUUUGGAGGAAGCUGAGUUGGCAAAGACCAGUGGGCAAAAGCGAUUUGUGUUUGACGACGAUUAUCCAAUAUUAAUUGACGACUUCAGGGGCCGGAUUGACUAUAAUGAAGACUUGUACUUGGAAAUUUUGGAUAAUGAACUGGCGACAUUUGUCGAUUUUGAAUAUAGACAAAAAUUAGGUACUCCUGAUUGUUCAUUUCGUGACAUCAUUUUGAAAUAUCUUUUUGAGAAGCGUGAGUUCUUAACAGAUGAUCAGAUAAAGUAUUUACCAGAAGUUUCAAGGUAUUUGGAACUUUGGCAUGGCAUAAGCUGGGACAAAAUUAGUGCAAAGGAUUCAUUUUUUGGUCAUCAAGGUCGAAAUGCUUUGGUAUUGCAUUACGACAAAAUAGUGGAGCGAAUCGGCCGUUCGUUCCCUCAGGAUUGGAUCAAGCUCGAUACUGAAGUGAAAGCUAUCAGGCGCGAAGGAAACUCAGUUGUAGUCUCCACCAAAGGCGGGGGACAAUACAAAGCUGAUUACGUUAUAGUGACCGUUCCUCAAAGCAUCUUAAAGUUAUCUUUGGACAAUGACGUGGAUGUUGAAGGAAAAAUUGAAUUUGACCCUCCAUUGAAUUCAAGAAUCAAAACUGCUUUUAACACAAUCAGCUAUGGAUCUUUGGGGAAAGUGGUUUUCGAAUUUGAGAAAUGUCUUUGGUCUACCAAAAGUACAAAAAUUGUCACUUUGGCACAUGCUAAAGAUGAGAUUGUUUCUCAAGUGCGGAAUGCUGCUAACUGGCAACAGUUGGUAGGUUCUUCUUUUGCACAAAGAUCAGUAAGUCCAGAUUCAGUAUGGAAUUUCCCCUUACUUUUCGUUAAUCUUGCAAAGUCAACAGGUGUGCCAAGUUUUGUUAUGUUAAUGCAAGAACCCUUAACACAGUUUGUCGAAUCACUAAAAGGUGAUAAGAAUCGUAUUUUCAAGUUUUUCAACCCAGUUCUUGAUAGACUCAUGGAUGUUUUAGGAGCUGGACAAGUCGUCAAUGAGAUGCAUAGUGAUAGAGUUGAUUCUACGAAUCCAGUAUUGAAAAAUAUCAUUGUAACUAACUGGAGUAAUGAUCCGUUUUCAUUGGGCGCUUACUCUGCAUGCCAUCCGGGAGAUGAACCUUUGGAUAUGGUCACAGCUCUGACAGCUGGACAAGAUUCUCGAAUCAGAUUCGCCGGUGAACAUACAAUCAUGGAUGGUGCAGGUUGCGCGUAUGGGGCAUAUGAGGCAGGAAUUCGUGAAGCAAAUUACGUGCUUGAAAAUACUAAUCCUUAA